ACACAGCCCCCACCAUUAGCUGGGAUGGUGCACAUUUGACAUGAGCUGGUCAGAAAAUUAUGCCUUCCACAAAGGUGCCUCUGGGCCUGAGGCAGGGCAGGACUGCUAUAAAAGGCAGCCCAAGUCUCUGCUCUCUCAACCACUUCUCUCACCUCCUUCUCCUCAGGAAUCCUCAGGUGCACCUGUGACCCCGAGCCAUGUCCUGCUGCAAGCCCUGCGACCCUUGCUGCCAGCCCUGUGGACCCUGCCCGCUGGGCAGCAGCUGCAAUGAGUGCUGUGUCAGGCAGUGCCAGGAUUCCCACGUGGCCAUCCAGCCCUCGGCCGUGGUGGUGACCCUGCCCGGCCCCAUCCUCAGCUCCUUCCCACAGAACACCGUGGUGGGAUCCUCCACCUCUGCUGCUGUUGGCAGCAUCCUCAGCUGUGAUGGAGUGCCCAUCAGCUCUGGAGGCUUUGACCUCUCCUGCAUCACCAACUGCUAUGGUGGCAGCAGAUGUCGUCCCUGCUAAAUCUGCUGGCAAAUCCUCGGGCAAGAACCUCCAAGUUCUCUGAACAUGGUUUUGUGCAGAGAUAGAGCUUUGGGACAUUUACAGCUUCAUUUACAUUUACAGCUUCAACGCAUUAUUCCCUUCUACUUUUCUUUGUCCUCUAUUUUCUGUCCCAUGUCUUC
This is a messenger RNA of Cyanistes caeruleus (blue tit), 667 nucleotides long. The record is from RefSeq and is a predicted model, not a curated record. Lineage: Eukaryota; Metazoa; Chordata; Aves; Passeriformes; Paridae.